Molecule: messenger RNA, 759 nt
Organism: Clonostachys byssicola
Lineage: Eukaryota; Fungi; Ascomycota; Sordariomycetes; Hypocreales; Bionectriaceae
Source: the annotation of a GenBank genome assembly
AUGUAUUUCUCCGCAGCUCAUCAAGAGACCAACCUUCGGGUGCUUCGCCAGAUAAUUCGCGACUACCCUCUUGGCUCCAUCAUUACCGGUAUCCCCUCAGCAAAGUAUCCGUUCCUUCAGAUGAGUCACGUACCGUUUGUGCUCGACGUUGAGGACGAAACAAGUGAGACUGAGAAGGGCUGUUUAAGGGGUCAUCUUACGCGACAGAACCGCCAGAGCCAGGCAAUGAUCGAAGCCUUGACCUCCAACCCAACACCAGACAAUGUUUUGGACCAAGAAGUUCUUGUGGUCUUCACAUCUCCAGACCACUAUGUUACGCCAAAGUUCUAUACGGAAACCAAGCCCUCGACGGGAAAGGUGGUACCGACAUGGAACUACGCAGCCGCGCAAGCCUAUGGACGAGCGAAAAUAUACUACGAUGCCAAAUCCGAAGAAACAACCGAGUUCCUUGGUAAACAGCUUGCGGAUUUAAGUUACCAAAGUGAAACGAGAAUCAUGGGAUACACAGGAGGGGAGGGUCCAACAGAUUGGAAGCCAUCAGAUGCCCCUGAGCCAUACAUCAACCUCUUGAAGAAAAGCAUCAUUGGCAUUGAGAUCGUUAUUGACAGGCUCGAGGGCAAGUUUAAGAUGAGCCAGGACAAAAAGUUCAAUGACCGACAAGGUGUUAUACAGGGAUUUGCAGGACUGGAUACGGAGGGAUCAUCAGCCGUAGGAAAGAUGAUCAAGGAGCGAAGUGAUCUCAAGGACCAGGGGAAAUAG